CGCGGAUCUGUUCCUUAUCGGGAGGAAGACAACCAUAUAACCAACUCGUCCAUUGUUCAGCAUGGCUCCAUUGCUCCCGCAUACCGAUCCUCUCGACCUAACGGUACAACAUCAGCAUGAUUCUAGUCCAAGAGAUAUUACUGCGGUGGACGUCGCCUCCCCGGCAACUGUCAGAUCGGUCGUCCGUAGUGGUCGCCCUCAUCGCCGAAGGCAACGAAGCCCUCCGCACAGAAGCGCUUACCAGACAAUCAACCCUUGCUUGGAAUCUGAAGACUGGGAUUAUACGGAUUCGCCCCGGCAGCGGUGCUUUCAGACUGGAAGUGAAGUAUCGGACCGCAGAGACUGGACCGGAGUCAUCUCUCGGCUAUGUCGACCUCACCAGCGACGAGUUAUUGGCGCGAUGUUUGCAGGGUGACACAACGGCCUCGUUCGAUGUGACUACGGGAUGCGACGAUCCCAAAGCAGAACUGAAACUGGAUUUCUUUCUCCUCGAAGAUGAGAGCUUCGAGGCCGGUCUGCCUGGCAGUGUCCUCGGUAGCAAUGGUCCAGCGACAGACCUUGAUCAAGAAUACAACGUCGCUUCUAGGCUUCGAGACACAGACCCCGACAAGUGGUUGACUCUCAUGGACAUCAGCACACGUUAUUACGAGCGAUUCCGCGCCUUCGGCGACACUCUCAGCCUGGCAAGAGCACUCCCCACCUUCGGAGAGGCCAUCGGGAUAGUACUCGACCGCGCGCCUCCAAGGUCGGACCAGCAUCAAUUGCUCCGUGACAAGACGGAGCUGUACGUGACCGCGAUGACCGAGUUCGUGGCAGCGUUUCGCGAAUACAACGCGGACGCUAUCAACUGCCUCAGCGACAUGCUUACCGGCUCGACAGCGAUGUACAUCUUGCUCUACGAUCGCUUCGGAGACCGCGGAGACCUAUCAAGGGCAAUUGAUCUCUGCGUGCAAGCUAAAUCUAUCGUUCCCGAAGACCAUCCUGACACUCCCAUUCAUCUGCGGCGGUGGGGCAUGGCGAAGAUGCUCCGGUUCCGCUUCUCUGGGGAAGUCGAGGAUAUCAACGAAUCCAUUACGGCUCUCGAGCGCUCAGUGCGCCUCACUUCGGAGUCGGACAUCGACCUGCCCGACAGGCUCACCAACCUCGGCACGUCGUACGUCCUACGCGCGGAAUACUCGCGCAAUCUCAAGGACGUCAGUAAGGCGAUCGCUGCGCACACGAGGGCGCUCACCUUCAGAGAGGACUAUACACUUCUGUUCAACCUCGGCACCGCUGUCCUUCUGCGCUUCAUGUUCCAGCGCGACCUCACGGAUGCGGAAGCCGCGGUCAUGACGCUGGAGAGGGUGGUGGACCUCGUCCCCGACGGACACCCCGAGCUGCGGCGCUGCUUGGGUAACCUGGGAGUCGCAUACCACAACCGAUUCGAGGUUCUGCAUAACAUCGAGGACAUCGACCGUGCCGUCACGACGCUGCAGCGUGCGGUGCGCGCCUUGGAUAGCACCGGGGAUGACGCCCCCGAGAGAGCUUUGCACGUCGCGUCCCUCGGCAACGCAUACCUAUGUCGUGCAGACAUCUUACUCGAGGACAACGACAUGCAUCUCGCCGUCGAAACGCUGAAGCGGGCUGUCGAGCUCACACCCACGGGCCUCGCACACCUGCAGAAACGGCGUCACAACCUCGGCCGCGCCUAUGCAACUCGAUACGAGCGUCACCAUGAUCCCGCCGACGUCGACCGCGCAAUGGUGGAAUUCGAAGCCUCGCUAGGACUACUGCCGGAUGGACACGCAGAUCGACCCGGAGGCCUAUCGAUGUUGGCAGGGGCACUGCAGGCUAGGUUCGGUCUAAAAUCGGAUAUGGACGAUAUCAACCGCGCGAUAUCUCUGAGCUUGAGCGCGCUCAAUGCAUUGAACCCGGAGGAUUAUCGACGACGCUCGGUGGUAUCUAUCCUGGCAGCGUCUUACGUCCACAGAUUCAGUGUCACCCAAGACCCCGACGACCUCGACGAAGCCGUCCAUCGAUAUCAGGAGGCCAUGGAUUCCACUCCAGCGGACGCAGAGAACCCCCUCCGGCAAUGUGCUGCUAUACAACUAGCCCACACACUGAAGCGACGCUUUGACUUCAAGAACAGUGCCGAUGAUCUCGACGCAGCCAUCGAGAACUAUCGUAUUGCCGCGACAAUGCUUAACGGAGUGCCAUGGACGUCCUUUCUCGCUGCCAAAGACUGGGCGCGCGCAGCUAGGUCUCGUGGUGAAGACGGCCAUGCGGUCGCACUACAGGCAUACGGCACAGCCGUAGAGCUCCUGCCUCGCGUAGGAUGGAUUGGCAAGUCGAUAGCAAACCGUCAUGCGCAGCUUGCUGCUAUGGGCAGCUCGCUGACUACUGAGGCGGUGGCCGCAGCCGUUGCACAGGGUGAACACUGCUUAGCCAUUGAGUGGCUAGAUCAGGCGCGUGCUAUCGUCUGGGGCCAACAAUCGAAGCUACGAUCCUCCUUCGAUGACCUGCGGGCAGUGGCACCUGCUCUUGCUGCGAAGCUCGAUCGUGUUUCGCGCGCUCUUGAUACAGCCGGUUCCAGAGACGCCGCUCCUACGACUGAUUUCCUCGGCACGGCUCGUUUGGAAGAAGCAGCUGAAGAGGACCGUCGCACUGCCAGUGAAUGGCAAAAAUGGAACACACUUCUGGGGCACCUCACGAGUUUAUCCGACGUUCUGGACUCAGUCGGUGCUCAGAUGGAGGUUGUGACGGACACGGAGUCGCCUGCGCAGGACCAGCGCAGGAGAGCAGAAGAGUGGGAUAGGCUAAUGGCGCAGGCCAGGGCUAUACCUGGUUUCGAGGACUUCUUGCGGCCAAGGACCUUUGCGCAAAUCAAGGAGGCCCUCGACCGCAGUCCUGUGGUUAUCGUCAACACUGACCAACUCCAAUGCGACGCACUUGUGUUGAUGGAGGGACUGGACGAUGUCAUCCAUAUCCCUUUGGACUCAUUUAGUCUCGAUCACGCGCAACGGCUUCACAGAGGUCUGUCGCAUCUGCUAUCCGCUUCAAACCUUCGGCGACGCACGACAAGGGCAGCGAAGAUGAUAUCAACAGAUUCCUCGGUCGCUAGUGUGGAGAACGUCCUUGCAGAACUCUGGCAGCGAGUCGUGAAACCUGUAUUAGACUCGCUGGCAUUCUCGCCGAUCUCCGUCGGUAAUGGUUUGCCUCGUCUUUGGUGGUGUCCGACAGGUCUACUUGCAUCGCUUCCCCUUCACGCAGCUGGUAUCUAUGCGGAUGAUGAGCCGGGAACCAAGCUAUCUGACUUCGCGGCUUCUUCCUACACACCGACGCUAACUCCAUUCGCGCGACGCUCACUCUCAGCCGCAAAGUUCAACGGCAUACUCUGUGUCAGUCAAUCAGCAACUCUACCCAACGCUGCAGUCGAAGUGGCAUGUAUCCAAAAAGUUGCUGAGAAAUGCAACGUCAAUUGUUGCGCUCUGCAGGACGAAGACGGAGAUGUACAAGCGGUUCUCGAUAACCUCAGCGGCUACGGAUGGGUGCACUUUGCGUGUCACGGAGUGCAGGAUAUACAAGAGCCUACCAAGAGCCGCUUUGAGCUGCACGACGGGCCGUUGGCGCUCUUGGAGCUAAUCUCCGCGUCCUUUGAACGGGCUGACUUCGCCUUCCUCUCCGCAUGUCAGACUGCCAUGGGUACUGACAUGCUGCCAGAUGAAGCGGCGCAUCUAGCGGCUGGAAUGCUUGCAGCUGGAUUCAAGAGCAUCAUCGGUACGAUGUGGUCCAUCCAAGACGAGGUCGCGCCUACCGUGGCGGAGCAAGUGUACAGGAGGUUACUGUCGGGUUCUGUUCAACCAGACAGUUCUCAGGCAGCCGUGGCUCUGCAUCACGCUGUGCAAAUGCUGCGUAAGCAAGACGAUACGAAGACAUUCUCUUGGGUGCCCUUCGUUCAUGUUGGGUGGUGAAUGUAGCGUGCAAUCAUGUCCCCAAGUAUGACAAAGGACGGAGGAAGUGACAUCGUAGUAACAGGGCCUCCACUAGUGUUACAGAUGC
Rhodofomes roseus is the source of this 4038-nucleotide messenger RNA. RefSeq names its product CHAT domain-containing protein. Gene Ontology annotation, molecular function: protein binding. The transcript has 7 exons. NCBI's taxonomy places the organism in Eukaryota, Fungi, Basidiomycota, Agaricomycetes, Polyporales, Fomitopsidaceae. Bases 117 to 3950 code for a protein of 1277 amino acids. The record is from RefSeq and is a predicted model, not a curated record.